GUACGUGUCGUAAAGUUACGUCUGUCAACUAGCACAUAAACAAGUAGCUAGCUAAGCAAGUUAGAAAUACAAAGUCAGAUAAUUUAUGCUGUUUUUUUCUCGCCACUACUUUGUUUCUGUUGUUAACGUUAUCACAGAUUUUGCUAAAGUUUCCUAAGUAUGGAUGUUCUGCGGCCACCGCUUAUCAAUAUAGAUGGAAGAAUAUAUCGCAGGAACAUAGUUAAGGAAGAGCAUUAUGAGGAAGAAGAGGAUUUCUCGUACCUGGGACCAUCGGAGAAUGAAGCGCUCGCAGAAGAUGACACUUGUGACAGCCACUUCAUUCAACAGACAGAUCAAGGAUACCGUUGUUCCAUUGAUGUACCAAGUGUUCUUUACAAGUACAUCAUUGGGAAAAAAGGAGAAACACGUAGACGUCUUGAGUUUGACACAAAAACAUCAAUCAACAUCCCAAAACAAGGAGUGGAAGGACAGAUUGUUAUCACAGGAGCCCAAAAAGCUGCAGUUUCAUCCGCCCUUACCCGUGUUGAGGUCCUUGUGGAGAGUUUCCGGAAGAAGCAGCCUUUCACUCAUUUCCUGUCAUUCCCACUCAAUGAUUCCAAAAUCCAAACAGGAUUCCUGAGGUUUAAAGAUAAGGUGUUGCAGCAGUGCUCACAGGAUCAUGGAGUGGAGGAAAGCAUCUUCCAGAACCCUGCAAAGCUUCAUCUGACCGUUGGCACCCUGACUCUGUUAAAUGAAAUAGAAGUGAGAAAGGCAUGUGAACACCUCCAAGUGUGUCAAAGUUUUACCAGAGACAUCACUGAAGGAAAGCCUGUGCUGUGUGAGGUGACAGGCAUAGAGUAUAUGAAUGAUGACCCGGCCAUGGUGGAUGUCUUGUAUGCCAAAGUCAAUGUGAAAGAUGGAUCUGAUAAGUUGCAGAUGAUGGCGGAUCGGCUGGUAGAGCAUUUUGUCUCUGCAGGGCUGAUGGUCAGAGAGUGGGACAGAGUGAAGCUGCACGGCACUGUGAUGAAUACUCUAUUCAGAAAAGAUGCAACAGUUGAAGACACAGGCAGAACAGGAAGACAAACCACGAGUGAAAGAGAGGCUUUUGAUGCCAGAAACAUACUAAAGACAUUUGCUGAUCAUAGUUUUGGGGAGUUUGAACUGAACACCAUCCAUCUGUCCCAAAGAUAUUCAACAGACUGCACUGGAUACUACACGUCUGCAGGAAGCAUCAGCUUCUCUUGAUCCUUAGCAGGACAGAGUUUAUCAAGAGGUCCCCGUUGAACACAGCAGGAUGGAAAGCUUUCACUGAUGCUGGCUGAUGAAGAAGCAGUUGAAAAAACGACGUCAGAUCUGAACAUGAAUGGUGGGGGGAGCUGCAACAGUGCUCCUGAAUAUUUUGUGAAAACCAGUUGGAAAAUGUGGAUAUUUUUGCAGUGCUUUCCCUCCUUCUGACAACAUUGCGUCAUGCAUUCAACUGUGGCUUGUUGUAAUUAUCUGUUGUGUACCAGGAGAUCCUCGCAGUUAUUUCAUCAUGUGACAAUAUGAACAGCCACGAUAAGCAACAUAGCUCGUCUUGAGUCUUGUGAGCUGUUUGUAAAAGAGAAAGGGGACGUGCUAUUUACAUUUGCAGACAGCAAAUAUUUCCAGAUAAGAAAGUCUUCAGAUUGUGCCAUGUACAGUCUUGUCUGAUGUUAUUAAAAUUAAAAUUUCCCACCCCUCU
This is a messenger RNA of Melanotaenia boesemani (Boeseman's rainbowfish), 1702 nucleotides long. RefSeq names its product activating signal cointegrator 1 complex subunit 1 (gene ascc1). Gene Ontology annotation, biological process: regulation of DNA-templated transcription; DNA alkylation repair. The coding region runs from base 160 to 1224 and encodes 354 amino acids. The record is from RefSeq and is a predicted model, not a curated record. Gene Ontology annotation, molecular function: RNA binding. Gene Ontology annotation, cellular component: nucleus. NCBI's taxonomy places the organism in Eukaryota, Metazoa, Chordata, Actinopteri, Atheriniformes, Melanotaeniidae. The transcript has 10 exons.